AUGCCUCACUCGUCCGCCACUCGCCGCUCGCGGCUUCUGCUGCCGCUUCUGAUGCUGCUGCUGAUCUCACUCCGGACAGCUCGCGCAGACGACGAGUGCCGGGAUCAUCAAUGGGGACGUCUAGCAAACGCUGGUCCGAUGGCUGUACCCGAGGUGGGCGACAUUGUUUGCCGGUCCAACGGCACGUCGCGCGCCGUCGUCGGCUAUUACUCUUGCAAGGAGAUGGCCGACUUUUACUUGAUCAGCGUCGAGCGUUUCUUCAUGCUCAACCCGCUCCUCAAGGAAGACUGCUCAAACAUUGAGCCAAACAAGCCCUACUGCGUCGCAGGCUUCAAGCAGCCGCCCCUGGCAACAGACGGUAAAUGCGGCCCUCUCAACGGCAACGCCACUUGCAGCGGCACCGAGAAGCAGUGCUGCAACGCCGAGACUUGGACUUGCGGUGACACUGAGGCCGACUGCGCGCCCGGCAACUGCCACUCAGGUGCGUGCGAGGGCGGCAACAUCUGGUCGCUUGACGGCCGCUGCGGCUGGCGGCACCGCGGUCUGGGGUGCGCCGGCCGAUGGGGCGACUGUUGCAAUCUUGAGGGCUUGUGCGGCACCGGCGACGAGUUUUGCGGCGUCGGGAACUGCGAUAUGGGUAACUGUACGAAGCCCGACGAGCCGCUGCUGCCGAUCGAGCUGCCUUGGCCGUCGGGUAACACGCCGGACGGGACAUGUGGCGGCGAGUCGGGCUACACUUGCAACGUUGUCUGGGGUAACUGCUGCGGCGCGGCCGGCCGGUGCGGCUCCUCUGCCGAGUUCUGCGGCGCCGGGUGCCAGUCCAAGUUCGGCCAGUGCGGUACUGGCACCAGCAGCACGGCGAGCCCGACGAGCACUUAG
Molecule: messenger RNA, 879 nt
Organism: Colletotrichum truncatum
Lineage: Eukaryota; Fungi; Ascomycota; Sordariomycetes; Glomerellales; Glomerellaceae
Molecular function (GO): chitin binding
Source: RefSeq, a predicted model, not a curated record